This is a messenger RNA of Hevea brasiliensis (rubber tree), 6468 nucleotides long. Its product is annotated as transcriptional activator DEMETER. NCBI's taxonomy places the organism in Eukaryota, Viridiplantae, Streptophyta, Magnoliopsida, Malpighiales, Euphorbiaceae. Bases 328 to 6123 code for a protein of 1931 amino acids. The record is from RefSeq and is a predicted model, not a curated record. Gene Ontology annotation, molecular function: 4 iron, 4 sulfur cluster binding; DNA demethylase activity; DNA N-glycosylase activity. Gene Ontology annotation, biological process: base-excision repair. The transcript is spliced from 20 exons.
UGUAUUUUUGAACUAUGAAUUAAUAUUUAGUUUCUUCUUGUCUUGCCCUCUCUCUCUCUCUCUCUCUUAAACAAUAGACUGACUGGGUCUUUCUGGCGUUGACUUGUUUAAGGAGGCUGAGCUGAGUCAGGAACAGUUCGUAUUUGGACUUACAGGUGAGUAAGAAACGCGUGUUGGGUUUUUGGAAGAACAGGUUCAGGCAAUGGGGGUAGGAGAGGAGAGAAUAUGUUGAAUCUUGAAAUUUUUGUAAUUCACUGGGAAUUUCAGCCAGUGGAAGAAAAAUAUUGGUUUUGAAACAGAGAAGUGGGAGAAUUGGUUGAAGUUUGAAUGGAUUCAAGAAACAAUAUAGGAGAUGCAUUUUCAGUCCCACAAGGGAGAGAAUAUGAGUUUACGGGUUCUUGGGUGCCAGCAACUCCAGAAAAGCAUAUUGCAACAAGAUAUAAUUCCAUGCCAAUUGAAGGGCUUGGGAAUGGGAAUCAUCAAGAACUGGCACGAAUUCCCACAGGUUAUGCACAGGAGGUGUCGAAUUCUGGAAGGGUGGCUCAACAUUUUGGCCAAUUGGGCGGAAAUUGGAGUUUGGCAGGAAGAGACAGCAUGAUGAAUUGCAUUUCAGGGUCCUACACACAGGCCCUUCAUCAUCAAAAUGGGAAUUGGAAUAGUAAUUCAUUUGUUGAUCUUUUGACAAUGAAUAAUUCAGUUCCUAUUGCCAGUCCAGAUAGAAGUCCAAAUAGAAGUAUGAACAGCAGAGGAAGGCUUUUGAUUCCAACUUUCCAUUCCCAAGUUAGCAGCUUGAGAGAAUCCAGAUCAGGAGAAUUGCUAUUCCCCAGCCAAACUCACUGCUUGAGUUCAAGCCAGUCGAGUAGCUGUAAUAGCCUACUUCAGAUACCUCAGCAUGGAUUUCUCAUGCCUCACAAUCCUGACUAUGACCUCAAUUCACUACCAAGUACAGCACCUGAUGCAGCAUCAACUACCACCAAUUCAUUUCAAUUCGCACCAGUAACACCACAACAGACCAAGAAAUUAGAGAACCAGCUCUAUGCGACUGUAAAUUCUCCUCAGGAAAAAGCCUUAAGUGAAGUAAAAGACAAAUGCCAUGAGCUAGUCGCAUCGGUGGUCUAUAUCCCAAAACGGCACAAUUCUGAUGAGCUCUUGCAUAAUAUCGUGGACUCAUCAUCUGCUGUCAUUUCUACACCAUUUGAGGAACCAAAAGAUUCUGGCAAAGAAAGCGACCAAGUUAUUAACUUGAACAAAACACCACAGCAGAAACAACCAAAACAGAAAAAGCAUAGGCCUAAAGUAGUCAAGGAAGGAAAACAGAACAAGACGGCAACCAACAAAAUAGCUGAUCCCAAGGAGAAAACGAAGAGAAAGUAUGUGCGCAGGAAGGGCCAGCAAGAAUCAGUAACUCAACAUCCAGAUUCUAUUGGAGGAGGGACUACUGAUUCGAAGGAGAAACUGAAGCAAAGGAAGCAUCUUCAAAAGGACCUGAAAGAUCCAGCAACUCAAAAUGUAAAUGAUAUCAGUGAGACUGCAUAUCCCAUUGCCGGAACUGCAGCACCAUCAUGUAGAAGAGCAUUGAACUUUGAUGACUUGGAAAAUAUCAGAGAUGAAGGGGAGAGCAAUUCAUUUGCUCGGCAGGAGAUACUGAAAAAAAAAGAGACUUUCAAUUCAAGUACAGGUUUUCAAGCUGCUGAUUCAAUCAAUAAAACUAACAUGAAGUGCAGAACAAAGUCAGAUAUACAGAUGAGACAAGACAGUGAGCUACUGUUGGGACACCAAUCAGGAGCAAAAAGUAACCUCACCUAUGCCAGCAAUCAAUUGUUGUGUAAUGACACCACAGUUUCAAAUAGAACAGAAGCCGGAGCCAUUUCAAUUUCAGACAAAAGAGAAGCUGCAGUCCAACCAGCUUCAACAAAAGAAGUGCAAAUGGAUAAUUUCAAUGUCAAUGCUAGAGCAACAGAUAUCAGAAUGCAGCAUCUCAGUGCAGAAGGAAUUGGCCAAAUUGCCUUUCCUGCAAAAAUUAUUUGCAAAAGCCGUGAAAGGAGCACACAAAUGAUGUCUCAUAAUACUCAAUCAGUUGCAGAAAUUUCACAUCAUUUCAUUGAUGGUAGGGGAUACAAGAGAGAAUUUGUUCAUGUUGAGCAGACAGGCAACUGUACUGCAAAUCCACCAGAUUAUCACUUAUACAGCUGCAUGUCUAGUGCACUUUGUUCGUUGACUCAAAAGAAGAGGAAGAUUGAAAAUGGAAUCUCGACAAAUACAAAUGGUUUGCUACCUUCUCAUGCAGCUGUUAACCAUUCAACGCUAAAAAUAAGCAGCAGCAACAAUGUCCACUCAACUGCAUUUACAGUUCAAAGGAAUAGGGGAAUACAGAACUCAUACUUGGAAAGCUAUAAUUUCAAGAGGAAAGAAAAUAAUAGGUCCACCAGAUUUCCUGCUGACUUGUACACACAUCAAGUGGCUUCUGAACAAGAUUUGUCAAAGCAAAAUAUAUUAUCUGGACCCAACGCAUGCAUGGAAAGGAUUGAAGAGACCAACAGAUCCACUAAUAUCCAGAACCUUGCCACCCUAACCAGAGUUGAGAAUUAUAACAAGCUCCUACCAACUGCUCCCAAAACAGGCCCUCAACCUGGAGAGCAACUACAACCCAAAAAUUCCAACAUUGAUGUGUCAAGAAAGCAGGCAAUGGGGCCCAAUCAAUCCAAACCUAUUCCAUUAAGGGAAGGUAAAAUGCUACAAAAACAUAAGGACGCCUUGAAAGAUCAGCAAUCGCCUGCUAAAAGAAGAGGGCGACCGCCAAAGCAAAGAUUCACUGCCACAACUGAAGAAAUUAUAUAUCGAAUGGAGUGUCUCAAUCUCAAUGAAAGGAGCAAUGAAAUGAAGGACAAAGCACAAAAUGCACUUGUGCCACACAAAGGAGGAGGCACACUCGUUCCAUAUGAACGGUUUGACUUGGUCAAGAGGCGUAAGCCAAGACCUAAAGUGGACCUUGACCCAGAGACAGAGAGAGUGUGGAAACCGUUGAUGUGGAAGGAGGGAUGUGAAGGCACUGAAGAAACAUAUGAGAAAAAGCAGUGGUGGGAGCAAGAGAGGAGAGUUUUCCGUGGACGAGUUGAUUCAUUCAUUGCAAGAAUGCAUCUUGUACAAGGAGAUAGGCGCUUCUCAGAAUGGAAGGGAUCAGUUGUUGAUUCAGUGAUAGGAGUCUUCCUUACUCAAAAUGUUUCAGACCAUCUUUCAAGCUCUGCCUUCAUGUCUCUAUCAGCAAGAUUUCCUCUUAAGUCAACAAGAAACAGAAUCAGUGAGAGGAAUGAGACAAGAAUACUGGUUGAAGAACCGAAUGUCUGCAUGCCAAAUCCAAAUGACAUGGUCAAAUGGAAUGAAAAGUUGUUAUAUAACCCUUUCUACAGUCGGAACUCUAUGACAUGCUAUGAAUCAACAGAAUAUCAGAGAGACAGUGAGACCUCAUGGACAGACAGGACAAGCAUUGUAGAGACUCACAGUCACAGCCCUCAAGAAGAAGAAUUGUCAUCACAAGAUUCUUUUGAUUCCUCAGUUAUCCAAAGCAAUGGAGUCGGAUCCUACUCAGCCUCCAACUCAGAAGCAGAAGAUCAUGCAAAUGAGUGCACACACAGCAAGAAUCCCAAUACAUCAUUAACAAAUCUUCCACAAGUUGAGAGCACCACCUUGUUUGAAGAGUUCUAUAGUCGUGUAAGUGGAAGAUCACUGUUUCAUUUGCAAUCAAGGCAAGGAAAAAAGCAAACAGAAUACAUAGAAAACAGCCAGCAGCAAUGGCCUAGAUUGGAAACAUUAGACAAUAGCUUAAAAGGCUCUCCUACAUUUUAUCAGCAAAUCAAUUUCAAUAAUCCAAAGAUGCAAGUACCAGUGGUUCCUUCUUGUAACUAUCAGCUGUACAAAACUGUACAAUCUGAGAUACUAGAUGAAGAAAGUGUUGUAUUGAACAGAGAAGAAAGCAUAUCUUCUUGGCCUUCAAGUGCCUCCAUAUUCAACAAGGAAAAAGAUGCAAGUUGCACAAGCAAAAGGGUUGUACAAGGGACAGAGAGUGUAGCUAUAUCAACAGCACAACAAUAUGGGUCAUCAAGCUAUCAAGAGACUCAAAUGGUGGACCCACAUUCUUUCCUAAGCAAGCAAAUGAUGCAUGAACAAAUCAGUCCUAAACCUUACCAUGGCUUCCAACCACAUAAGAUAGAAAAGACCUUCCAAUUGGAAAGAAAAUCAAUGGCCGAAACUGCAAAUCUUGCGGAUGCACAGGUUAAUGGGCAGUGCAGUUAUGAGCAGCACAUCUCAAACAUUCCCAAUCUAAAAGAAAAAGUUUUUGGCGUUCAAGAGAGAAUUGCUUUGGUGGAUAAGCACACACAUUCAGAAAAUGAAUUGGCUAAGUCAAAUUUGAAGGAACAAGUAAAUUUUACUAAUAUAGAAAACUUAAAUGCAAGAAAAGCAAAAGCUGGGGGCAAGAAAAAGGACGCUAUUGACUGGGAUAGUUUGAGGAAGCAAGUCUUGGCAAAUGGUAGAAGAAAAGAAAGAAGCCAAAAUACAAUGGACUCCCUGGACUAUGAAGCAAUGAGAUGUGCUAAUGUCAAUAAGAUUUCUGCUAAUAUUAAAGAAAGAGGGAUGAACAACAUGCUAGCAGAACGAAUCAAGGAAUUUCUGAAUCGACUGGUCAGAGAACAUGGAAGCAUUGAUCUGGAAUGGUUAAGAGAUGUUCCCCCUGACAAAGCAAAGGAUUAUCUGCUAAGCAUAAGGGGAUUGGGGUUGAAAAGUGUGGAGUGUGUGCGGCUCUUAACACUUCAUCAUGUUGCUUUCCCAGUCGACACAAAUGUUGGACGGAUAGCAGUUCGAUUGGGAUGGGUCCCUCUUCAACCAUUGCCAGAGUCACUUCAAUUACACCUCCUACAAUUGUACCCAGUACUCGAGUCAAUUCAGAAAUACCUCUGGCCGAGAUUGUGCAAACUUGAUCAACGAACACUGUAUGAAUUACAUUACCAGCUGAUUACAUUUGGAAAGGUUUUUUGUACAAAGAAUAAACCAAAUUGCAAUGCAUGUCCAAUGAGAGCAGAAUGCAGGCAUUUUGCUAGCGCCUUUGCAAGUGCAAGGCUUGUACUACCAGGGCCAGAAGAGAAGAGUAUAUUGACUUCAACUGUUCCUUUAAGAAUGGAGAAAGGCCCUGGCAUAGUUAUUGAUCCCAUAACAUUACCUCCACCUGGGGAGAAUCCAUUUAAAAGAGGAGUUUCAGAUAUUAUUAGUUGUUUACCUAUCAUUGAAGAGCCAGCAACACCUGAACAAGAACACACUGAAGUAACAGAAAUUGAUAUGGAGGACAUAAACAACGAGGAUACUGAUGAAAUAACAACAAUAAAACUCAACAUGGAAGAGUUGACAAUGAAUUUACAGAAUUACAUGCAAGCAAACAUGGAACUUCAAGAAUGUGACAUGUCCAAGGCUUUAGUUGCUUUGAAUCCAGAAGCUGCCUACGUCCCCACCAAACUGAAGAAUGUCAGUGGGCUUAGGACAGAGCACCAAGUGUAUGAACUUCCAGAUUCACAUCCUCUCCUGAAAGAGAUGGAUAAAAGAGAACCAGAUGAUCACAGUCCAUACCUUCUCGCAAUAUGGCAACCAGGUGAAACUGCAAAUUCAAUUCAGUUGCCAGAACAACAUUGUCAAUCCCAGGAACCAGACAAAUUAUGCAACAAAAAGACAUGCUUUUCAUGCAAUAGUAUCAGAGAAGCUAAUUCUCAAAUAAUCAGAGGAACACUUCUGAUACCUUGUAGAACAGCAAUGCGAGGAAGCUUUCCGCUCAAUGGCACCUACUUUCAAGUGAAUGAGGUAAAUACCAUCAAAGUAUUUGCAGAUCAUGAAACUAGCAUCAACCCAAUUGAUGUUCCGAGAGCUUGGAUAUGGAAUUUGCCAAGACGAAUAGUGUACUUUGGAACCUCUGUAUCAACAAUAUUUAGAGGACUUUCAACAGAAGCAAUUCAAUACUGCUUUUGGAAAGGAUUUGUUUGCGUGCGAGGGUUUGACCAGAAGACAAGAGCACCCAAACCUCUUACUGCCAGAUUGCACAUUCCAGCAAGCAAGCUAGCAAAGACAAAGAAUAAAAAACAAUGAAAAGUAGGCCACAGUCAUCUCUCUUAUGGCCACAUUGUGCUUUCUAGCAAGCAUGCUAGUGAAGAUAAAGAAUGAAAAACAAUGAUAAGCAGGCCAUGAUGCAGAGAUGAUCAAUAGCAUAAGUCUAAUAUGCAAAAGAUUGAUGACUUAGUGAAGAAAAGAGAUCAUUGGCUAACACAUUGUUGUACAUUCAAUUGUUCUUUGUGUAACAAGAGUGACUUGCCCAAUCUUAGCCUAGCAUAAAGAAAUUUUCAAUAUUGUUAAAUACCAUGGCAAGUGGGAUGUAGUUGAUAAAUGCAUUUAUAAUCAUUAUUUAUGCACUAUUCAGCAACAGUUUUUAAGGUA